Messenger RNA from Symbiodinium natans, 633 nucleotides. The record is from the annotation of a GenBank genome assembly. NCBI's taxonomy places the organism in Eukaryota, Dinophyceae, Suessiales, Symbiodiniaceae.
AUGGGUCGCAAGGCGAAAGCCAAAGCCACUUCAGGGGCUGCUCCUGCGCCCGGGCCUGCUGCAGAGGCAGAUUCCACGCUCGCGAAUCUCCUCUCUACGGACAGUAGACGCCCGAGAUGGGACGAGACGCCCCCGCUGUUGUGCACCGGCAUCGUGGCUGGUUAUCUCCCCGGCGAAGAGGAGCUCGAAUUAUCGCAGCCGCAGCUGUGCCGCGACACGCAGAGCCAAGAGAUCUGGGACACGCCGGAGCUCCUCAAUUCGCCCAUCAGCAAGUUUAAGCGACGCGAAUACAACUGGGUGGCGGCAUCCGUCAAGGGACCUGGGCACUACACCAUGGACCCCACCAAGAUGCAGCCCUGCGCCAAGUACUCGGACUCCAGGUGUGACAUCUGCGGACAGGGUGAGCGGCUCUUCCUCUUCAGAGCCUUUGAGCGAUCAAGUGCGCAGGAUCCCAAGCUGCGCAAACUCCACCCCGUCCUUGCGUACUUCGGCGAGGUCUGUGGCAAAGGUCUCCUUGGCAAACGGUGGGCACUCUGCUCUGGAACGGUGAGAGCGAGUACAAGCUGGGGGCUGACCAGGGCUGCUGCCCGCACUGGCAAUCCGAGCAGCAGCGCUUCGCCUAGGUCUGUGUGA